AUGGCUCCUAUGACCCGACAGACUCGAACUGUUCCUCACACGACGAUUUUUCCUGGUGUUUCAAAGGAGAUAACACAGACUAUGACCCGACGAGGUAUAUCUUCUGCCGCUACCAUUCUCCUCGAUUCAAGCGCUGCUUCAAAAUUUAAAGAUCAACUCUCUACCACCAGAUCAGUUACAAUUCCUGUUGCUGUUAUAAAUCCCAGGUCAACGACGCCACAAGUCAAUGUAGCGGAGACGAUGGAUUUGAGCAGUGGUGCGAUUGUGGGAAUUGUGUUGGGUUCUAUAUUGGGGUUCCUGGUGUUGUUGGUGUUUGGAUAUAAGUGCUGUGUUGAUAGACGAUCUGCGGGCUGGAAUGCGAGGUAUGAUGGAGAUGGGGAUGAAAUUAUGUAUGGGGAGAGGAGAGAUAAUGGAGAAGGACGAGGAAGAAACUUGAAAAGUGGUGCGAGAGGUGGGGGUAGAGAGGAAUGGGAGAUGAGAUGUGAGUAUGAUGAUGGUGAUGGUGGUGGGGUUAGGAGGAUUGAUAAAGCGGUUGUUGGAGCAAACCGGUUAAGAACUCAAGGGGAAGAAGUUUACGGAGAGGAAUAG
Botrytis deweyae is the source of this 588-nucleotide messenger RNA. RefSeq lists its product as uncharacterized. NCBI's taxonomy places the organism in Eukaryota, Fungi, Ascomycota, Leotiomycetes, Helotiales, Sclerotiniaceae. The record is from RefSeq and is a predicted model, not a curated record. The transcript has 2 exons. Bases 1 to 588 code for a protein of 195 amino acids.